AUGCCCGCGACAACCGCGGAAACUCUAUCCCUGGUGAGCAGACAGGUCUCCGUCGCUCCUUUGGUACUUCUCUCGGUCGCCGAUCAUUAUGGCCGAUCAGCAAAAGGAACCCGGAAAAGAGUGGUCGGAGUGCUUUUAGGACAGAACGAUGGAAAGAAUGUCCGGGUAUCAAACUGUUUCGCAGUGCCUUUUGAAGAAGACGAAAAAGACCCUUCAGUAUGGUUUCUCGACCACAACUACGUCGAAUCAAUGCGAGAAAUGUUCAAGAAGGUCAAUGCCAGGGAGAAGUUGAUCGGGUGGUAUCACUCCGGCCCAAAACUUCGGGCAUCUGACUUGGAGAUCAAUGAGCUCUUCAAACGAUACACCCCCAACCCCUUACUCGUCAUCAUCGAUGUUCAGCCGAAGGAGGUUGGUGUGCCCACAGACGCAUACUUCGCCAUCGAAGAGAUCAAAGAUGACGGCACAACCACAACCAAGACCUUUGUACAUACGCCGUCUAUCAUUGAAGCCGAAGAAGCCGAAGAGAUUGGAGUCGAACACCUUCUAAGAGACAUCCGGGAUAUUGCUGUCGGUACUCUCUCCUCUAGAAUUACCCAACAGCUACAGUCCCUCCAAGGCCUUCAUCUCCGCUUAAAAGACAUCGGCACGUACCUACAGAAGGUUCUCGAUAGCGAGUUACCCAUCAACCACGCCAUCCUUGGUAACCUCCAGGAUAUCUUCAAUCUCCUCCCUAACUUGACUACCCCUCCCGCGUCGACGCCCAAUGCUCCGAAUCAAGUCGAAAACAGUGACCUGGCUCGUGCGAUGACUAUCAAGGUCAACGACCAGCAAAUGACAAUUUACCUAAGCUCCCUCGUUCGCGCCAUCACCGCUUUCCACGAUCUCAUCGACAACAAAAAUCAGAACCGGCAACAGCAAGAAGAUGAGGCUGAAAAGAAAGAGGGCGACAAAGAGAAAGAGAAGGAUGGCAAAAAGUCGACUUCAAAUGGCGCCGUGAAUGGUGAUAAGAAGGAAGCCGAGGAAAGCGCAAUGGGCAAAGGCAGGAAGAAAAGCUAG
Capronia coronata CBS 617.96 is the source of this 1056-nucleotide messenger RNA. Its product is annotated as 26S proteasome regulatory subunit rpn-8. NCBI's taxonomy places the organism in Eukaryota, Fungi, Ascomycota, Eurotiomycetes, Chaetothyriales, Herpotrichiellaceae. Gene Ontology annotation, biological process: proteasome-mediated ubiquitin-dependent protein catabolic process. Gene Ontology annotation, molecular function: metallopeptidase activity; protein binding. The record is from RefSeq and is a predicted model, not a curated record. Gene Ontology annotation, cellular component: proteasome regulatory particle; proteasome complex. The transcript has 2 exons. The coding region runs from base 1 to 1056 and encodes 351 amino acids.